Fusarium sp. VM40 is the source of this 2034-nucleotide messenger RNA. The record is from the annotation of a GenBank genome assembly. NCBI's taxonomy places the organism in Eukaryota, Fungi, Ascomycota, Sordariomycetes, Hypocreales, Nectriaceae.
AUGACGACGGCAGUCAAACGGGCCUGCGAUGGCUGUCAUCGUCGCAAGGUCAAGUGCGACGGCAUGCAGCAAUGUCGAAACUGCGAGAACGCCAACCUCAACUGCACAUACAAUGCCAUUCCUCAGAAAAAGGGACCCAAGGGUUCCCGUGCCAAGGUCAUCAGCGAGUUACGAGAAAACCAACGCGCGACCAGUUUAGCAGCCUUGGUGCACAACAGAGUAGUUCUCCAUGCCGGACCUUCUCCAGGUAGCGAUCCCAGUCUCAACCCGACUCCCAACAUGCUGUCGCCCGAGUUGCUCAAGAGCUGCGUCACCUUCUUCUUCGAUCAUGUGUAUUCCAUGCUACCUAUCCUGGACCGAGAUCAGAUCGAAGCUUCCAUCGCUGUUAUGGACGGAAAUCGCGACUCCUAUUGCUUGUUCACUUCCCUGUGUGCUUUCGUACUACUUCAGCCUGGCAUGACCAUGCCACCAAGUGAUCCAUACAACCUCGAAGGUGUUCCCGGCGCCACCAUCGCAGCCAGCAAUAUGCUACUCGAAGAAUGUCUUCGCGUUCGCAAGGGAAGCGAAUUUCAUGAGAUGAUUAACCUGAACGUUAUGGCCACGAGUUUCUUCAUUUACGCUUGCGCCCACGCCUUGCAACAGCAUGACAAGGCCUGGUUCUACCUACGAGAGGCCACAACGAUGGUUUACAUGGCAGGCAUGACCCAAGAGUCACACUUCAGCCAACUUGGAAACGCCGAAUCCGUUAGAAGACGCCGCCUAUACUGGCUGCUGUUUGUUACUGAGCGAGCUUACUCAAUUCAGCGUCAUUUCCCUUCGACACUCCCGGCAACGAUUGCCCCCAGUUCAAUUGGCGACGACAGCACCGAUGGAUUGUACCCCGACCUUCACGUGUUCUUCCACCUCUGUGACCUUUAUCGAUCCGUGGAUGAAUCAUUCUUGAAUACCUGGCGGUUUGGCUGCUCGUAUCUUGAUGCAUCAUCUAUCGCAGCCUUGCAGAAGCAGAUCAGUGCCAGAGGCAACAGCUUUGCGUCAGACGCAAACUACAUGGCCAAUCACCAGUGGCUUAAGAACGCUAUGUGGCAGUUCAACAAUGCCAACACUGAUGAGCCCUACCAGUACAACAAUGCUGCCCUGGCUAGAGAUCUGACUCAAAAGAUGGUUUCUCAUUUCCCUGGUUCUCAACAAACAGAUCUCAUCAACUCUGGAUUGAUUCCCAAGCUCAUUGAGGUUUCAUUCAACCUGAUAAACUUGUUGGUUAAUAAGCCCCAACCACGCCAAAUGUUCGAGCCGGGCCCUCGACAAUGGCUCAAGCAACUUCUGGAUAUCAUGGAUGCCAUUCGAAACAACGGUUUCCAAUACGUGCCACUAUUGUUGAACAAGGUCAACGAAAUUCUUCCUCGUAUGAUCCGUCCAGUGCUAGAGAACGCUCCAGAAACUACGCAAUUCAGAAUGCCCGACAUGUUCGACGGCUUCGGCAAUGCCGGAAUGGCGCAGGUACCCGUGGCCAUGGAAGACUACAACCAAAGUAUGCCCGUCGACAACUACAGUCAGGCUAUGCCUAUGAAUGAGUAUGAAAACAAGUAUCAGGAUAUGGGGGGAAAUAGUCCCGACUCGCUCCCGAAUUCAAUUCACUCUCACCACUCGAAUGGCACACCCCCUGGAUCGCAACCGGGAAAUGAGAUGGUUGCCCCCUUCGUCAGUUCCCCUGGUUCCGUCAUGUCCCCAUCUGGUAUGGAGUAUACCCAGAACAUGCCCGCCUUCAGUAUGCCUGACAUGAUGAAUCCUCUUGGAGGACCCGCUCCGUCUAAUUCCAUCAACAAUAUUCAACAUCAGCAAAAUAUCGAAGGUCAAUCACAAAUGCAGGGCAUGCAAAACACCAACGUCAACAAUCCGUCGGUCAGCCAAGUCAUGAACCCAUUGUACGAUAUACGGCAACCACAACGACAGAACAGCUUCCACCUACAAAAUCAGAGUCCGCUAUCUGGAAUGGGUUCAAUGCCGCCGGAUCUGAGCUUUCAACCGAUGAGAUGA